Messenger RNA from Chanos chanos (milkfish), 1559 nucleotides. Its product is annotated as intercellular adhesion molecule 1-like. Gene Ontology annotation, molecular function: integrin binding. The transcript is spliced from 6 exons. NCBI's taxonomy places the organism in Eukaryota, Metazoa, Chordata, Actinopteri, Gonorynchiformes, Chanidae. Bases 51 to 1280 code for a protein of 409 amino acids. Gene Ontology annotation, biological process: cell adhesion. The record is from RefSeq and is a predicted model, not a curated record.
UCAACGCGUUGAAUUUAAUCUUCUGUUGCCAUAUUCCCAAGGUUUUCAAGAUGUCCGUGUUACCCAAAUUAGUUUAUCUCGCAUCGUUUGUGACUUUUAGAGUGUCCUGUGGUAACCUGAAACUAAACCCACCCAAGGUUGUGGUGAGAUUUGGGGAUCCUGUGUCAGUGAACUGCAGCACCUCCACUAAACAUUAUGGCAUGGGCUGGGAGGCCCCUGUGGGAGCUGUAGACCUGAGGGACAAUGUUAAUGUGAUCACCUGGACAGUUCCAGAACUGACUGACUGGGACAUGGAGGCAAUAUGCUUCAUCAACUCUGAUGAUGUACAGCACUCCAAAACUCUUUCAGUCAUUGUCUAUAAGACUCCAGACAGUGUGUCCGUCAGUUAUGUAAAUCACACAGGCCCAGUGAUGGAGAAGACACAGUAUGAGCUCCAGUGUGACAUUAAGAACAUUGCUCCUGUUCAGUAUCUCACUGUGAGGUGGUACAAAGGACAGACUCUAGUGGACAGUCAAACAUUUACUGAUGACUCCAAGACUCCAGUGAAUGUUUCUGCUCCACUCCUGAUCACUCCCAGUAGAGCUGAUCAUGGAGCUCAGUACAGGUGUGAGGCAGAGCUGGACCUGGGAGCAGAAGGACCUCAACCUCCUCCUACAGUACAGGCAAAGGCUCUAAAUGUUGAAGUGUGUUUGUCCUGUGGUAACCUGAAACUAAACCCACCCAAGGUUGUGGUGAGAUUUGGGGAUCCUGUGUCAGUGAACUGCAGCACCUCCACUAAACAUUAUGGCAUGGGCUGGGAGGCCCCUGUGGGAGGUGUAGACAUGAGGGACGAUGUUAAUGUGAUCACCUGGACAGUUCCAGAGCUGACUGACUGGGACAUGGAGGCAAUAUGCUUCAUCAACACUGAUGAUGGACAGCACUCCAAAACUCUUUCAGUCAUUGUCUAUAAGACUCCAGACAGUGUGUCCGUCAGUUAUGUAAAUCACACAGGCCCAGUGAUGGAGAAGACACAGUAUGAGCUCCAGUGUGACAUUAAGAACAUCGCUCCUGUUCAGUAUCUCACUGUGAGGUGGUACAAAGGACAGACUCUAGUGGACAGUCAAACAUUUACUGAUGACUCCAAGACUCCAGUGAAUGUUUCUGCUCCACUCCUGAUCACUCCCAGUAGAGCUGAUGAUGGAGCUCAGUACUGGUGUGAGGCAGAGCUGGACCUGGGAGCAGAAGGACCUCAACCUCCUCCUAGAGCACAGGCAAAGGCUCUAAAUGUCGAAGUGUGGUAGAUUCUCUCUCUAAUGUCUCCGUAUCCUGUGAUGAAGUCAUUGAACAAGGAGAUACUGGGAUCACCUCCACACAUUCGCAAAGGAAAACAGACAAACCAUGAAAUAUAUCUGCAUCUCUCAGACCAGGGAAUUAUACCUUUACUCGGUUUUUCAUAGUUAUGAAGCUUAUGUCUGUGUAACGUUUUGGAAUUCCAAUGACCAUCAACCAUCAACUAAUAUUUUAUCCAUAGUCUGCUACUAAGAUGUACUUUAUAUGUUCAUUACAUUUAUCUUUUUUUU